Molecule: messenger RNA, 1236 nt
Organism: Papilio polytes (common Mormon)
Lineage: Eukaryota; Metazoa; Arthropoda; Insecta; Lepidoptera; Papilionidae
Exons: 10
Coding region: 1-1236 (411 amino acids)
Biological process (GO): proteolysis
Molecular function (GO): serine-type endopeptidase activity
Source: RefSeq, a predicted model, not a curated record
AUGGCGAUCGCUUCUAAAACUAUAACAGGCUUAAACAUCACUGCAGAAGUUCUGAACAAAACUCGAAGGAUUCUCAGAGGUACCGAAGCUGGAGAUUCAAAGCCGUUUAUGGUAUAUUUAAGGCCUGCGCGGGAAGCUGACUCAGUGGUGGAUCGCAACUGGCUGUGUGGAGGAGUCAUUAUACAUGAAAAUUAUAUCUUGACGUCUGCCGCCUGCAUUGAGAAUAUUGGUCACUUCUAUGUCGUGUCUGGUACACACAGAUGGAUACCGCCCGGCGUAGAUGACGAUUGUAUUAAGAAUGGCGCUAUGAAAGCGGUCUGGAAGUGUGUUCCUGCCAAUUACGAAUACGACGGUGAUCAGUUCGAGAACAUUCGGUGGAUGAUCAACGAUAUCGCGGUUGUCAAAGUGGAAGACAAAUUCAAUUUCCACCGUCGUGUGGUCGGCUGCGAGUACUCGCCUAAGAGGAUACAAUUUAAUAACAAAAGCAUCGACUUAGAGGCCCCGGGCACUAUGGGUACUCUCGCUGGAUGGGGAUCACAGAAUACCUUCGGCGAUCCAAUACAGGCUCUUGAGAGGCAGACGAUCAACUCGCCAGUGCUGAUGGAGACGACCACGAUGGUGCUGAGCAAGGCGCACUGCAAGCGGCGCUGGCCGGAGAGGUACCACUACAUCAUUGAGAAGUCUAUGAUCUGCGCCAAGGAUUCCGUCAGUGGAGGAGAUUUCGCAGGUCUUUGUAACAAUAAAGUAAAAUGCAAGGAACUGGUGGACUCGCAGGAAGACUACGGCAUCAGAAGAUCAGACCAGCAAGCAGAAGGCGAUGUUCACAACGCGGCGCACUCCGACCCUACAGGACACAGGAGGGCUAAGUUAUCUACAGGAGGGUUCUGUGAGAACGACCAUGGAGGGCCGCUGGUGGUGGGCCACGGCAACAGCGCGACAGUGAUCGGCAUCAUCUCCGCCUGUCUCACUACCAACCUCACCCGCAAGUGCUAUGGCCCCUUCCUCUACACCAGCGUCUUUAACAACCACCUCAUGAUUACUUGCGCAGUCGACAAGGAAGUCUCCCCUGUUUGUCGGAGUUACGUAUUCAGAGCCACAAACACGAAAAUGAUCGAAACGACGUAUUCGUGGAUUGGACAUCCUGAUGGGCCUGCAAAAUCUGAGCUUGUGCCGAAAUAUAGAAGAGACACAAACGAAAGCACAGAAAAUCUUAGUGAUAAAGAGUUUCUUAAUUAA